Molecule: messenger RNA, 1872 nt
Organism: Vigna radiata var. radiata (mung bean)
Lineage: Eukaryota; Viridiplantae; Streptophyta; Magnoliopsida; Fabales; Fabaceae
Product: glyceraldehyde-3-phosphate dehydrogenase GAPCP1, chloroplastic
Exons: 14
Coding region: 291-1547 (418 amino acids)
Biological process (GO): glucose metabolic process
Molecular function (GO): NAD binding; oxidoreductase activity, acting on the aldehyde or oxo group of donors, NAD or NADP as acceptor; NADP binding
Source: RefSeq, a predicted model, not a curated record
CCGUAUCUUGGCCUCUCUUGUAGGCUAAUAGUUGAAGACCUCUCCCGCACGUGAUCACCAACACCUUUUUCAAAAAGGGCGUGAUACAGUGACGUUGAAACUUGAGAGGGAAAGAGUUGUUGGCAGCAUUCCAUAAGAAGCUCCGCUAGGGUGGUGCGAAUAAAAUAAGAAGAAAACGAGAAAAACAGUGCCACAUUCGCAUUCUUCAUCAUUCUUAUUGUCCUUUGCUUGGUGCAGAAACCACUCUUCCAUUUUCUAGGGUUUGGUUUUUGCUCUCUUCGCCUUCUCCAAUGGCCGCUUCGUCUUUCCUCAGAUCCGCGUUUCUCGCACCUUCCUCCUGCGAUCGUUCCAAGGUAUUUAGCAACGCCUCGAGUUGUAAUGUGAAAUCUAUGGGAUUACAGAGUAGCAUAUUUGGUAAUUCAAUUCAAUGUGACUCAUUAGUCUUACAAAACGACAAUGCUCGGGGGAUCCAGCCUAUUAAAUCCACAGCUACAGAAAUCCCUCUCCCCACCCAGCAAUCAAGGAGCUCUGGGAAGACUAGAGUUGGAAUAAAUGGUUUUGGUAGAAUUGGAAGGUUGGUGCUACGUGUAGCUACUUCACGAGAUGAUAUUGAUGUUGUUGCAAUUAAUGAUCCAUUUGUUGAUGCAAAAUAUAUGGCUUACAUGUUUAAAUAUGAUUCUACUCAUGGUCCAUUCAAGGGGACCAUUAAAAUUUUGGAUGACUCUACUUUGGAAAUUAAUGGAAAGCAGGUUAAAGUUGUGAGCAAAAGAGAUCCUGCAGAGAUCCAAUGGAGUGAUUUUGGGGCUGAUUAUGUCAUUGAGUCAUCUGGAGUUUUCACAACUGUGGAAAAAGCUUCAUCACAUUUGAAGGCUGGUGCCAAGAAAGUAAUAAUAUCAGCUCCAUCUGCUGAUGCUCCAAUGUUUGUGGUAGGAGUGAAUGAGAAGGCAUACCACCCAGAAAUGGACAUUGUUUCUAAUGCAAGUUGUACGACAAAUUGUCUUGCUCCUCUUGCCAAGGUGGUUCAUGAAGAGUUUGGAAUAGUUGAAGGUUUAAUGACAACUGUACAUGCAACCACAGCAACACAGAAGACUGUAGAUGGCCCUUCUAUGAAGGAUUGGCGAGGGGGAAGAGGGGCAAGCCAAAAUAUAAUUCCAAGUUCAACUGGUGCUGCGAAGGCUGUUGGGAAAGUGCUUCCUGAGUUAAAUGGAAAGCUCACUGGGAUGGCAUUCCGUGUUCCAACUCCCAAUGUUUCUGUGGUGGACUUGACUUGCCGGCUUAAGAAGAAUGCUUCUUAUGAUGAUGUUAAAUCAGCAAUAAAGUAUGCCUCGGAGGGACCACUGAAAGGAAUCCUUGGGUACACAGAAGAGGAUGUUGUCUCUAAUGACUUCGUUGGUGAUUCAAGGUCAAGUAUCUUUGAUGCUAAGGCUGGCAUUGCACUUAGUUCUUCCUUUGUUAAGCUGGUUUCAUGGUAUGACAACGAAUGGGGUUACAGCAACCGAGUGUUGGACCUUAUAGAGCACAUGGCGUUGGUGGGAGCUCAAAAUUGAACACCAUGUUGAAUUAGGAUAUUAUUGGUAGUGACUUAGGUUCAGAUUUUGGUUUUGAUCUGAUUUUUAUAAUGAGGCUAAAUUACCACAUCGUGUACACCGAAAAUAAAAUAAAGAGGACAUUGUCCUGGGUCAUCAUGCAUUGGGAUUACUACCAGCAUGAAUCUUUAACAAUCUGCCUUUAAAAAUGAUUUGACAUUUUAAAGGUGAAGAAUGGUUUAUAUUGGCUUGUUCGAUAGGUCAUGUUUUGGACUAAUACCAGCAUGAAUUUUUAACAAUCUGCCUUUGAAAAUGAUUUGACAUCUUAAAGGUGAAGAAUGAUUUA